This is a messenger RNA of Coregonus clupeaformis (lake whitefish), 402 nucleotides long. Its product is annotated as ladderlectin-like. The record is from RefSeq and is a predicted model, not a curated record. NCBI's taxonomy places the organism in Eukaryota, Metazoa, Chordata, Actinopteri, Salmoniformes, Salmonidae. Gene Ontology annotation, molecular function: signaling receptor activity. The transcript has 5 exons. Bases 1 to 402 code for a protein of 133 amino acids.
AUGAUCAAGUGUCAUCGCAGAGUCUGCCCACAUGGCUGGCCCAGAUAUAAGACACACUGCUAUCACUACGUCCCCCUCGUGACCACAUGGCCAGAGGCAGAGAGGAAAUGUUUGCUCUUGGGAGGUAAUCUGGCAUCAGUGCACAGCCUUCCCCAGUAUCGUUUUCUUCAGUCUGUCAUCAAGAACAGUACCAAGAAAGCCCACCGCACCUGGAUUGGAGCCAACGAUGCCGUCAAGGAGGGUCUUUGGCUGUGGAGUGACGGGUCCAGGUUUAACUACCAGAACUGGGCCCCGGGGCAACCCUCCAACUCCAACCAUGGUGUUGUGAAGGGCACAAAGGGCCGGGAGGAUUGCAUGGAGAUGAACUACGGAGGUACAAUGCUGUCACCAGAAAAGCUGUGA